AGAGCAUAGCAGCAAGGGAACUCACCAGAGUGACGUUUAUCUGCUGAAACAAGCCGCUUUCAUUGCCCUCCUAUAUUAGUUGUUUAUUCCUCCUUCCCUUUUUUUUUUAGCGGCACCAGCGUAAAGUGAUCGUCUGAAAGAUCUGCCCUCUCACGUGCAUACAUCAGCAAAUCAAAAACCGAAUUCCAGAUUACCUGAUAUAUAUACAUAUACACCUAUACGUACCGGUCGGUGAGCCUCACAUCGUCCUUUUUUUUCUUUGUACGUUGAUUGUCGCCAGCCAUAUUGACGGGAAAAGAAAGCAACAGCAACUCUGCUAAUCGCGCUGUUCUUCGUCUUCUACCUCUCGUAAUUCACGCAUGUCCUUCGGGCCCACCACGCGUGGUGAGACGGAGUGCACGUCUGCCUCGAAGACUUCCGCGGUCGGGAGCAGCCCCGUCGGUGUCUCAACUGCUGCCGCCACCGCCGCGUCCACGACGGUGGCAUCAGGCAGCGUGACGCGGUCCUGCGGCUCACCCAUCCACCCGUCCCGGGCGAUGGUGCAGCGGGUAAACGGUGGGUCGGGCCCGCCCUCACCAGCACCGCGGGGGUGCAGCGCGCCGUCGUGCAGCGUCGCGACGGUCACCACUAGCACUCCCGCCGAGACCGUCGAGACGGCGCGCUGCACCACCCCGCCGUCUCAGCCGGACAGCUCCUCGCCCUCCACCGCCGCCCCUCCGUCCCCGGCGUCCCUCCCGCAUCGACAGCGCUCCAACACGACCUCUGCUGCCGCUGCUGGUGCUGCUGUUCUAGCUCAUGGAGCACAGCGUAGUCGUACCCGUGACGGCGUAGGCGCACCCGUUCUCGCCGCCGUCGCCGCCUCGCCUUCUGAUACUGUCUUGCCUCCGCUGACGCGUACGAAUCUCUCGCACACCUUCCUUAAUGAUCCCCGCAAUGCUAUUGCUGCUCCUGUUACUGCUGUUGCUACAUCUUCUUCAAGCACUAAACCUUCCUCCGUUGUCUUGCCUGCCAUUAUUUCAUCCCACGCGGCGAGCGAUAGAGAUAGCGGGAAGCCAGCGAAAAGGAAAAGUAGCUCGAUAUCUGCUGCCUCGACGGCGGCAACUCAGCUUUCUCUUACGACGAGCCCAGCGACUCUGCGUCCCACCACUUCGGUAGAUGCUGUGAGAGCGGCAAAUGACUCUCCACCGUCAUCUGUCGAUAAUAGCUGUGCGAAGUCGGGUAGCUCGGGGGCUUCGUCACAGUCUACUGGUGAGCCGUACUUCCGCGACAACAACAUUCCUCGUCUCUUUAAUGAACUGAGCGAGGCAUUGUUAGAGGCACGUCCUGAGAGCCCAGUCGCGUUCAUGACUGACUGGCUGCGUCGGCGACGAGAAGCGCUGGAAUAG
This is a messenger RNA of Leptomonas pyrrhocoris, 1385 nucleotides long. RefSeq lists its product as hypothetical. NCBI's taxonomy places the organism in Eukaryota, Euglenozoa, Kinetoplastea, Trypanosomatida, Trypanosomatidae. The transcript has a single exon. Bases 360 to 1385 code for a protein of 341 amino acids. The record is from RefSeq and is a predicted model, not a curated record.